CUUGCUUGAACUGACAAUAACAUAAUUGUUUUUACUAAACCUCACGUACGUAUCUAAACUGGAGAAAACAGGAUAGGAAUAUGUUCAGAAUACUUUGUAUCACACAGAUUAUAGCAAUUUUUGCUUUGACUGCAUCUUGGGCACUUGAGACCCAUCGUCUAAUCAAACGACAUGAUGGAGCAGAUAUAGCACAAGACAUUGUGCAUGAUAUUGAGGAAAAUACAGUGGCCAUAACAGUCAGCCAAACACCUGCGCAUGAAUACCUUGUUCCCACAGUCAACUUUCAUGAUUUCAAUACGAAAUAUGUCGUGUUUAAGGAUAUUGAACACGAAGUGUGUCUCCUUACCUACGCACCAGUACCAUUUGCUACUCCUAGUAUAUACAAACUUGGGAAAACAGACUUGACAUUAACGUACACAGCAGAAGUGCAAAAUAAAAUUCUUAGCAAUGACGAAAUCCGUUUGAGAGCUGGUUCUAACAUUGGCGAUUUCUGUGCAGACUACAAGACAUUAUGGAUGGAUCUUAUACCAAAACAUGACAACAAACUGGCCAAAAGAGGAGAGAAUGAACCAGAACCUUGCGCUCUUGCUUGCGGAAUAUGUAUAGUAGAGGCAGACAAAGGAUACCAAACAGUUGGAGCUGCAAAUGUGCUUGGUUGAAAUAUACGCCUAUUUUAAACAGGAGAAUAAAGACUAUCUAAGUCUGAUUUUACGAUAAAUACACCCUUAUAAGUUAAAUUCAUGAAUAACAAAUUAUUAUACCACAUUUAUAAAUAACACUCUUUUCAUACACGUGAACACGUUCAAAUGUGCUUUACAUGUCUUGACAUAACUUCCAAAAAUACAAAUGAUAAUGAAUUCAAAAGAAACAA
Messenger RNA from Mercenaria mercenaria, 871 nucleotides. RefSeq lists its product as uncharacterized. The record is from RefSeq and is a predicted model, not a curated record. NCBI's taxonomy places the organism in Eukaryota, Metazoa, Mollusca, Bivalvia, Venerida, Veneridae. The coding region runs from base 81 to 659 and encodes 192 amino acids. The transcript is spliced from 6 exons.